AUGACAAGCGCUAGAGAAAUCAUAUUUGUCACAGGGAAUGCCAACAAAUUGAAGGAAGUUAAGAUGAUCUUAGCUCCAUCAGAAAAUGAACCAUCACCAUCAUUUACUAUAGUGAAUGAAGCCUUAGAUUUAGAGGAAUUACAAGAUAUUGAUUUAGAAGCUAUUGCUCUUGCAAAAUGUAAACAAGCCGUUCAAAUUUUAGGGCCAGGAAGACCUGUUUUCGUUGAAGAUACAGCGUUACGUUUUGAUGAAUUCAACGGAUUACCAGGUGCUUAUAUCAAAUGGUUUGUUAAAAGUAUGGGACUUGCCAAGAUUGUUCAAAUGUUACAACCAUUCGAAAAUAAAGGAGCAGAAGCCGUGACAACAAUAGUAUAUGCGGACGGUAAGGGACAAUACCAUACCUUCCAAGGGAUUACAAGAGGAACCAUUGUAGACAGUCGUGGACCAACUACUUUCGGAUGGGAUUCUAUCUUCCAACCCAUUGAAGGCAAAGGACAAACGUACGCUGAAAUGGAAAAGAAGGACAAGAACUUGAUUUCACAAAGAGGUAGAGCAUUUGCCCAAUUGAAGGACUUUCUAUAUAACAGCAGCGACAACCAAUAA
Molecule: messenger RNA, 603 nt
Organism: Naumovozyma dairenensis CBS 421
Lineage: Eukaryota; Fungi; Ascomycota; Saccharomycetes; Saccharomycetales; Saccharomycetaceae
Gene: HAM1
Product: nucleoside triphosphate pyrophosphohydrolase HAM1
Exons: 1
Coding region: 1-603 (200 amino acids)
Biological process (GO): nucleoside triphosphate catabolic process
Cellular component (GO): cytoplasm
Molecular function (GO): nucleoside triphosphate diphosphatase activity
Source: RefSeq, a predicted model, not a curated record